AUGUGUAGCCGUAAUGGCGCUAGCUUCCACAUGCAACAAGGGCCUGUUUAUUAUAGCUGGACCGCCGUCUCUUCCUCUCGUCCGCUGAUUGGCUGUGCUACUUCCAAAGCGGAACGCGAUUGGCUGAGAGACCUGUCGAUCGGUCGAGGAAUAGACGGGUACCCAAGACUGCAAGGUUGCGCGUGUGCCUUCCCAGGUCCUGGCAGCACCAUCCGGCGAGGGGCGCAAGGUCAAGCCGCCGCCGCGGCCGCCGUGAAGGCGCAUCACCACCACCACCACUCGCAUCACUUACAACAGCUGGAUAUAGAGCCGGACAGACCGAUCGGAUACGGAGCUUUCGGUGUGGUUUGGUCAGUGACAGACCCCAGAGACGGCAAACGCGUGGCCCUCAAAAAGAUGCCCAAUGUCUUCCAAAACCUCGUCUCCUGCAAGAGGGUUUUCCGCGAGCUGAAGAUGCUUUGUUUCUUCAAGCACGACAAUGUGCUGUCAGCUCUGGAUAUUCUGCAGCCUCCACACAUCGACUACUUUGAGGAAAUUUAUGUAGUGACAGAGUUGAUGCAGAGUGACCUCCAUAAGAUCAUCGUGUCUCCACAGCCCCUGAGCUCUGACCACGUCAAAGUCUUUCUCUACCAGAUCCUCCGAGGAUUGAAGUAUCUACACUCAGCUGGCAUUUUGCACAGAGACAUUAAACCCGGUAACCUGUUGGUCAACAGCAAUUGUGUGCUUAAGGUUAGUAUGCUAAUACAUACGUUUACAUGCAGUUAUGUGGUGACGGAGUUGAUGCAGAGUGACCUCCAUAAGAUCAUCGUCUCUCCACAGCCCCUGAGCUCUGACCACGUCAAAGUCUUUCUCUACCAGAUCCUCCGAGGAUUGAAGUAUCUACACUCAGCUGGCAUUUUGCACAGAGACAUUAAACCCGGUAACCUGUUGGUCAACAGCAAUUGUGUGCUUAAGCUGGACUUAAUCACAGAUCUGCUGGGGACUCCGUCACUGGAGGCCAUGAGGACGGCGUGUGAGGGGGCCAGAGCUCACAUCCUGAGAGGACCACAUAAACAGCCCUCACUUCCUGUCCUGUACACUCUGUCCAGUCAAGCAACCCAUGAGGCCGUUCACCUCCUCUGCAGGAUGUUGGUCUUUGACCCAUCGAAGCGGAUCUCUGCAAAGGACGCCCUGGCGCACCCGUAUCUGGAUGAGGGGCGUCUGCGGUACCACACCUGCAUGUGCAAAUGCUGCUACACCACGUCCUCUGGCCGCGUCUACACCAGUGACUUUGAGCCUGUCACCAACCCCAAGUUUGACGACGGCUUUGAGAAGAACCUGACGUCAGUUCGGCAGGUCAAAGAGAUCAUUCAUCAGUUCAUCCUGGAGCAGCAGAAGGGGAAUCGGGUACCGCUUUGUAUCAACCCCCAAUCAGCUGCCUUCAAAAGCUUUAUCAGCUCAACAGUAGCUCAGCCUUCUGAGAUGCCUCCAUCUCCUCUGGUUUGGGAGUAGCUGAGGACGGCGGAGAAGAUGACGA
Molecule: messenger RNA, 1516 nt
Organism: Sinocyclocheilus grahami
Lineage: Eukaryota; Metazoa; Chordata; Actinopteri; Cypriniformes; Cyprinidae
Product: serine/threonine-protein kinase NLK-like
Exons: 14
Coding region: 1-1491 (496 amino acids)
Biological process (GO): protein phosphorylation
Molecular function (GO): ATP binding; MAP kinase activity
Source: RefSeq, a predicted model, not a curated record